Messenger RNA from Rhipicephalus sanguineus (brown dog tick), 15165 nucleotides. It is a transcript of the gene DCP1, whose product is annotated as mRNA-decapping enzyme 1B. NCBI's taxonomy places the organism in Eukaryota, Metazoa, Arthropoda, Arachnida, Ixodida, Ixodidae. The record is from RefSeq and is a predicted model, not a curated record. The transcript is spliced from 10 exons. Gene Ontology annotation, biological process: deadenylation-independent decapping of nuclear-transcribed mRNA; positive regulation of catalytic activity; deadenylation-dependent decapping of nuclear-transcribed mRNA. Gene Ontology annotation, cellular component: P-body. Gene Ontology annotation, molecular function: enzyme activator activity; mRNA binding. Bases 230 to 1741 code for a protein of 503 amino acids.
GCAUUGACGUCGCGCACCUUGAAAACAAACAAAACGGCACACUGAAACGAGAGAGUUUCUUUUUUGCCCGCUUCCUCCUCGCCACUGGGACGGCCUCCUCCACCUCUUCACGAUCCCCUGACGGCCGCUUUAGAAAAAGGCUCAAAACGAGAGAGGAGAGGUGCGAGGUGCGCGUGUGCGUGUUUAGUGUAGUGAGUGUGUCGUAGGGAGAGGUUAUGUGAGUCGAGUGAUGUCCUCCAGCACAGCUGCGAACCGCAUGAACUUGGCUGCCCUGCAGAGAGUCGAUUCUGCGGUCACCGAGAUUGUGGACAACGCGAGCCAAGUAGCGCUGUACAAGUUUGCCCCGGCGACAAACGGCUGGGAAAAAACAGAAAUUGAAGGAGCUUUAUUCAUCUUUGCAUGGUCAAAGACCCCCAGCCAUGGCUUCAUUGUUAUGAACCGCCUGAACACAACUAAUCUCCUGGAACUGAUCACUCCAGAGGUUGAGUUCCAAACACAGUCGCCGUUCCUUUUGUACAAAAGUAGCUCUGGAAUAUACUGCAUCUGGUUCUACGACACAGGCGAGUGUGAAAGGCUCGGGAAGCUUUGUCAGAGCCUAGCGAGAGAGAGCAAGAUGUCGUCCAAGUCGAAGAACCGCCAGCGCUGUGCCUCCGAGAGUGACAGCCUGCACAAGUUUCCACUGGCUGUUCCAGCUGCCUCGCAGAACGGUGGCCCCAAGGACAUUGUGGCCCUCCUGUCCAAGGCAAAGGACCAGUACAACAUGAAGAAAGCCGAGGCCUCUUCUACUGGCCAAAAGCAGCACCGAAACGGGACUCGGGGCCGAGGAAGCCGAACCUUCGUCUCGUCGGCGAUGGCGAACAGCGCGCAUCCGGAGGCUGCCAGCAACGGCCACCACGCCAAUGUGUCGUCCCCUCCAAAUGUGCUGCACAAGCCCACACCAUUGAGGACGACCACCAAUGGCGUCGUUGCCCCGGCAACCGCCCAGGCGCCAUCAACGCCCCUCAGUGUGGAGUCUCUCUUUGCCGCUGUUGGUCAGAAGAAGCCCGUGGUGAACGAAGCUGAAGAUGCAAAGGAGGCCCUGCUGCGAGCAUUGCUGUCCAAUCCCGACAAUCGGGUGGAGCACGUGGAGCGGAUUCAGCGCAAGGAAGCUGAUGCGAAUGGUGACGUGUUGUGUGAGCAGCCGCGCCUGCGUGCGGCCUCCUGCCAGGCCAACAUCACGGCUUGGGAGAUGAGCGACGACCUGCGACACAAGCUCAACCUGUGCUGCUCUUCUUCAUCCUCUGCCGAGAACAGCGUGCUGCCUCCCGUGGUGACACCAGCCAUGCUGGAGAAGGGCAUCGGCAACACCGAGCGCCGCUCCUCCCCUACCGCGGCCGCGUGUGGGGACCCCCACUCUGGCAGAGAGCCGUGCAAGGCCCCACCAGCGUCAGACCUGCCUCUGCUCACACCCAUGGCUUUCACAAAACCAGCUGGCCAACCCACUGCAGUGCCUCCCUUGUCGUUUGGCUGUGCUUCGUUUGCGACUCCUAGCAUGUUCAUGAAUGGUGACGUGGUGGCCAAGAAUCCGGAGUCUGUGAGCGCCCUGACCAAGGAUCAGCUGAAGGAUGCUCUGGUCCACAUGUUGCAGACGGACGACAGUUUCUUGGUGAAGCUGCACGAGGCGUACGUAGGGAGUCUGAAGAGCCGGUUCAACCUCGACACGCGGACUGGCAACGGCUCGUCCACGGGAGGCCUCUUGUGAAAGCGAACCUUGCAGAGCCGUGCUCGCACGGCUCUUGUCGUACUCUACGAAGAGUCCGUGGCAGCUCCCGGUUCGGCCACCUCAUCUUCCACAGGAGAUGCCGUGAGCCGGUGUUUGGAGGUGCUUCUAGGGACAAGUGCCGAGCACGCGUUUCAGCCGCACAUUGUCGGAUGCGCUCAAGGAGGCGACAACGGACACUCGCCGUACCUCGCCGUAACAUUGUGAGCAUGCACUGUCUAGCUGGCAGAAGACAUUAAUUGUGCCUUGAGGUGGCACGGUGCUUCUGCCACUACUGACACUUCACGAGUGCAGCUAUACGAAGGUGUUUAGCGUAGGGAUCAACUUGGGGUCGGGAGUUUGAAUUGUUGUGUUUUUGUGGCCCUUAUGCCUUUAUUGCAGCUCUGUGGGAGGUGUGUGCCGCAUCGCCGCUGUUUCAAGUGCUGAGACAUCGUGCAGGUGUGUGCUUGGUGCGCCUACGCUUACCCCCGUGUUCACAAAUGUGCUUCAAUCUUACAGGUCAACUCGACUUUUCGCGAGUCACCUUCGCCAUCUGCUCAAAAUGAACGAUGUGAAGGGUUGGCUCGUUGCGUUUCACUGCAGGAAUCUCCAAGAAGUUUUACUUAAUGUGCAGUGUGCUUUUCUCGUCAAGUGACGGCACUGUCCGAAUUGCGAGAUGAGACCCGUUUGUGAAUACGGAGGCCAGUGUCAGAUCAUGCAUAGUGUAGUCAAAUUUUCUUUAGCGUCAUGUGUUGUUGGCUCUCGACACACACGAAUCUUUUACAAAGACUGAUUGGUCGCCUUCAUUUGUAAUAGCAAAGAGCAAGUCAUUGGUGCGACUUCGUUAGGGCUACCAGCUUGCUGCAUCCCUGAUCAUGGCCGACACAAUGACAGGGUUGCACAAAAUAUAACAUUGUGCUUUAAAGUACUGCCACUAUCCACUGAAGCAGCAAGCCUUGGUGUGCCUUUGCAGUUUCUUUUUGCAUACAAAAAGCACUUCAGAGGCACUCCAAUGCCAUUGGCAACUCCCGGCGACAUAUCUUUUUACCGUCGUAAGCAUACAUGUGAUGUGCAAGUUUCAACUUGCGCAUGCCAUACUAAAUUUAUUUAUCUUGACGAUUGCUUAUGUUCUUAAGAGCAGAAAGCUUCUUUGUCUGGCAUGAUGUUUAUUUAAAAUAGGAAUCAAUCUGAUUUGACAGAAUCACCGUACAACCUCGGCAGGCACCUCCAACAGAGCUGCAAAUCAAGGAGCGUAUCAUUGACUUCUAUUUUAUUUUAUUUUUUGCGUCUUUCGUUUUUAAACACAUUGCUGUCACCAUGCUAUAUCAUGUGAAACAUAAUAGCGUGCUGGUUUUCCUGCCUCUGCAGCUUAUUGCUGAUUGUUCGCUGAUGUAGGAUGGAUCGCAGCAGUGUUGUCUGGUGCUGCAGAGCAGAGGUGUUUUUAAGCUUUCUUCAAUUUGUUUUAACUCUGCUGAGCCUUGUUUUAAAAGCUGUUCAGGCGAUUUACAUGGCUUGCACAGCAUCUGCAUAGUCAAUAGGCUGGUAGCAGUGAAUCCACGCUUUCUUGUGCUGUGAUUCUUCGCAGGCUGGCACACUUGCUUUCUGUUUGCAUGCACACAUUUGGCAUUAAAUUAGGGCUUAGUAAUUUCAUUACACAGCUAUUCAAGUAGGGAUUGCAGGAACCCUGGGAUAACAGUUUCGUGCAUUUGGCCAUUCCUCGCAUUGAUCUUUAAGGCAUUGUCAAGGGGUCACAUUUAGGUGAGGAAAAGAGAAUGUGGCGAGUUCAUUAUUGCCUUAGAGUGAGGGAACAUGUAAGUGGUCUCCUUAGAGGCUUUGGCAAGCACGUAGGAAAGGACUGGGUUUGACCAUAACUUGUUAAGCAAGGGGGUGAACCGGGCAAGUUCAAGCUUGCAAACAUUACAAAUGGCUCAAGUGAAGGCAACAAAAUGGAUGACCAGUGUCAUGUUCUUGAUGCGUUUGGGCUGCUUUGAGAGCCCGGAAAGGAGCCUUGCUAUUAAAUCUCAUCGUCAUGCCUUGGAAUUGCUCAGGGCGAGGUGCAAUCAACCCGGUGCAACUGGUGUCAGUGCGAAAACUUGGUGCAAUCGGAAUAACGGCUAAAGUCCGGCCUCGGUAGCGUUACUUGUAAAGCGCGGGUGAAGGCGAAGUUUGCGUGAUGCAGACAGCUUUUGACUUGAGCCUGCGCAAUUCAGUUGCCAGAGGAGUCUGGCAAAUGAAACGCCACAGAAGUAGAGGCCACGUAUUGCUUGGUGCAGAACACAGUUUCGCCGAAGACCAUUUUGAACCAACCAGUCUUUUCAGUGCCUAUGCAUGUGCACUUGGCUUUGAAAGUCGAAGGCUUUCAGGUCAUCAUCAAAGAGUUGAGCUACCCCGCACUUGAAAAUCCACUGGGAAUUAUGCAUGGAACAUUUUGCUUCAUUAUGGCCAUGUGUCUUUGAGGUCUCAAGCCCAUGAACAAAAGGAUUGGUUCCUUCUUUUCACAUGCACAUCUUAACAUUGCCCAUCCUGGAGUCCCAGCUUUCUUUCGAAAACAUUACGCCUUUGAGAAGCAAGCUUACUCCAGACAUGGAGCUCAUGAUCUUAUCUUUGACUGCCAUCAGCUGCUGUUUCAUUUUAAUUCAUUGUUCAUUUCAAUUUUUCUGCACUGAAGCAUUGACCCCCUUCCUUAACGAGCUUGUUGAGAAGGCAAGUUUCACGAUCUUAACUUCCACCUCUGUUCUGCAGCACGGCAGGUUCUGCAGCCAGGCAGGUUCUUCCUCGUCUCAUACGGUAUUCUUUCAUAUGCAACCGUACCGGCGCAUAUCAUUCUUGGCAUUCUUCAUCUGCUUGAAUGAAAAACUGCUUUCUUGUGUCACUUUUAUCUUGUCAUUGCAUCACUUUCAUGUUCAAAAGUUUUUUUUUUUUUAUCAUCAGCCUGCCCCUGCUUCAGUUUAGAUGGGGGCAUACUUCUAGUGUCGUUCUCUAAUCUUCUGUGUCAAAACGAUCUUCAAGAGGUGAAAAGCGGUAAACGUUUUGAGCAACGAGUGUUGUUUCUCUGAGCCGCUGUGUGUCUGUACAUGUUUCGUCUAGAAUGGUGUUUAGUGUGUCACGUGCACGCCACCUCUGUCUCAAAGCAAGAUUACAGAAUCCUCUCCGUGUUUUAGAUUGAGGCAGCGUGUGCGCAAGGGUGAAAAUGUAGCGGGUGAAAAUGCGCGAGAUGUUGAAACCAAGCUGGUAUAUCAUUCUUCUAGUGGUGCUGUUUGGUAUUGCUUUCUCUUUUAGCACUAACUAGGCCUUUUUGUGGUGUGAGCGGAAGGAAUUUUAUUUUAGAAGUUUUGCUACUUUCGACUGCUUGUCCCUAUGCUCAAUGGAAAGCUCAAAUCCAGAGGCCAUGAGCAUUAUGUUGUUGACAACACUUCUGACCGUCCCCUUUCACGUGGCACUUAGUUACACAGGUAGUUGUGAGAAAGCUGCGAUCUUUGCAACAUUAGCUUUCAGGAGAAUGGUCCACAAAUUUCGGAAGUUACUUUUUUGAAGACCAUUUGUCAGGCAGUCUUACGGUUAGGACAGUGUGGUAGGUGCAUGGCAGUUCUGGCAAAUGAUCAGCACCUGCUUGGGCUAUUCACUCUUAUCAGGCCACUCAACUGUUCUUCACAAUUGCACCUGGCAUUUUAACACUUCAUGGACGAUGUUCCAGCAUUGUAUGACCCCUGCUUGAAAAUUAGGCCUCAAGCUUUCCGUCUUGUUCAUAAGUGGUUGGACGAGUGAGGCAUAUCCAACAAGCAGUAACGGUUUUGAGUAGCUGUUUGUGGCGUUAAGCUCUUCACUUUUUCGUUUGACGCUUGGAGAUGACGCGGUCUAACAGGGUGUGUGAAUAGGUGAUGCGUACAUUUGCACGCAAAUACCGAGAGGCAAGAUGCCCACUUUGAUCCUCUCCCUUCUUUUGCAAUGUAGACCAGCGCACUUCAAGCACACCCCUGCCUUCUGUCUUGAGGACAGUACGUCUUGUGGGGUUUGCAUUUCUCGGCGUUUCUUUCGUUUUCGGCUGUUUGGCACUGUUUGCCGGCGCUACUGAGGCAGAGAGAGACAUCCUGGCAGGCUUGCUAAAGCUAGUCUUGGCUCGUUAUAGCCACCUCAUUAAUGCAGCAAUUAAUGGGUGAGAAUGAGGGUUGCAGUGCAAACAAAGUAAAACGGUGCUACAUGCGUGUUCAUGUGUGGCUAUAGCUCGCGUUCCAUUUCUUUCGUCUUGGAACUUCUUAUGUUGUGCAUGUUACGUUACGUGUAGGCGAGAAAGAAGUGUUGGAAGCGUAGGAGUGGUUUGGAUGACUUGCCUCGUAAUUGUACUGCUCUGUUUACAUGACCCUCCAGUUUUCUUUUGUCACAGUGGACGGAUACCACUUGUAUGCGUACACUCCCGUGUGUGAAACUCGCGCUGGUUUACGUCACACACGCGGCAGUGUGUGUUUUUGUACGUGGUGUAAUUAAUGUACAGUGUACAUAGUGUGGUGUCUGUGUGUGUUUGUGUGUAUGUACAUGUUCACUCCAUCCAGUAGAUGCUGGAUCUCUCACAAGCAGCAAACUGAGAGGAAAGUGCAGGUUGCCCUUUUUUAUAUGUGGCUCUGCUGUCAUGGACAGACUGUGCUGUUUUUCGCGAUAAUGGGCUUACAACUUUAAUGGCGGUCCUAUGACAUCUCAUACCAUAGGCCCAUGCUUUUUAAGUAAACAUGCACCCUUGAGUGUGUAAGUUUACACCUUCAAGUCAGCAAAACUUACACCCUAGAAGGCACAUGUUUUGCCAACUCUUCAGAAAUGCACAUUGUUUACAGUGUAAGUUCAUCACAGCAGUGAUCAUCAUCAGUCUUACAUGCAUUUGAAAUGUUACACACUGUACUUUGUCAUAAGUAACACCAUAAACAUCUAAGUAUUACGUAGUGCUCUUCACAGGUAAUUAGUAGGCACAUCUGAUUAAUGAUUAGGGUAUAUAUUUCCCAUUCUUUUGAGUUUAAAAUGUGUGUAGAGCGUAAAGGAGAGUAAACGGUCGUCGUAGGCAAUUGUAAACUUUGUUUUUUUCUACAGCCAAUAAUUUUCUGCCAUCAUAGUGAAACUCUGGAAAGAGUAUUUCAGUCUAACAAGUACCAGGCAGGCAGGAUUAAAAAGAGAUGUACACAAAAGGGAUCAUACUCAUUGCUCGGAGAAAAAGUCACAUCCUAAAGAUUAUGACACUUCUAAGUGCGUUCAGUGAAGACAGUUUUCAAAUUGAGAUUAUCCCUCUGUAUCAGUUGUUCUGUAAAUGACUUGUUCAGCAGAACUUGGUGCAUAGGUAGAGAGGACAUGCACACAAAUGCGGAGUAUGUGAUACCAUCAUGAGAGAUUGCUGCAGUGUGUUCUCUAUAGCAUACCUCGAUUAGUGCUUAUUGGGCUGGGUGUUGUGUUUCUGCCACUGUAUCCACAUAGUCGCUUAGUGACUACAAAGCAAGGCAGGUGACUUAAUGGUACAACAUUCCUGCUUGAGUUGUAAAGUGUGCUUCUUUCUGUCAUACCAGCCUUGUGGAAUUUAGCAUUGUAACAACUUCAGAGCAGUAGACUGCAAUUCACCCAGUCUUCGUCUUUGCCGAUUUUAGUACAGCGCCAUACUAGUUGUACAUAAACAAGCACAAAGCACUUCACAGUGCAAGUCCACUGUGCCUCAUGAUGCUGAUUGGCUAGUCAUUGCUCAAGUGACAUUAGCAUUAGAGUAAGUUGCUGAAUUAUGAAACGAAUAUUAGUCCUGUCCUAGUAGAGUCCAAUAAUUGGUGCACUGCUGUCAAAAUUUGACAAGGGUAGGAAUUGGAGUUGCUGGUGUGACAUAUGUCGGGUAAAGUGAAAAAAAAAACACAUGAACGCAAGGAGAACACGACACAUGCUCUAAGGAAAAUGUGGAACAUGUUCUGCACAUUGCAUGUGUUGUGUUCUCCAUGAGUUUGUUUUUUGCACUUUUUUUUGGCAGGAAGCCAUCCAUGGCUCUUAAGGGCUGUAGCUUCUUACCUGUUCAGCAGUAGAUAGCAAGUGUAGGACAGGCAAACAAAAUCUUUUGUUUGUGCAUUUCAUUUUUCACUGAACAGUACAGGUUUUGUGAGGCUGUGCUGAAUUUCAGUGAUCCAGUACCACUCUGGAUUAUUGGUGUGCGUUUCUUCUCCUGGAUCGAAAUGCUUUACUUGGCAACCUUGAAACCAUCGGCAUUCUUCAGUCUAGGUGUAUGGAAAUAUUUGAGCUUUCCCAAGAGGCAGGACUAGUGCUGGGUGGUAGCUUGGAUGGUGUUGGUAAGACGCACAGGUUUGUGAAACGCACUUUAAAAAGAGAUGAGAUGAGCAUGACUAAGUUGCCGUGUGGCUUAUAUUAUGGAACAGCACGAACAGCAACAUGAGUAAACGACCUGCACAGCACUUUUUCUACUCUUUGCGUUGAUUUUAGCACUGUUAUAGUUGCCUAAACCAGGGAGGGGGGUAGCAUUUCCAAAUGAGUUCCUCCUCAAGAUCCUCGAUCAGUGGUAGUCAUAAUUGUGAUAUGUGUGCAGCUUCUGGUGCUAAAUAAUCACAUAGUUUUAGGCCAGGGCUUUACUGUCCACCUUGAGCACAUAGUGGGGGUUUCUUUGUUUUCAUUUUGACCCGUGAGCAGCUUUUCUUUAAACAGGAAGAUUGUAUGGUACAUUGCGGGAAACUUCCAACCACAGGUUCCUGUAAGUUAAGCUCUGUCACAUGUUCACAUUUUGCAUGCUCAAAAGUUGUUUCUCGGAGCUUUAUAUAACCGGAAGUCAUGCGGCUAGCAUGGCAGUUCAUUUGUCUAACAAAUGAAGAGACAGUUUUACCAAAAGGCAGUUUUUUUUUUUUUUUUCAUUACUUAGGCUGUAGAUCUCCACAUAACAUCGUAGGGACACCAGUGCGUGUGGCACGUGAACGACAAAGUUGCAAGUCAUUUGUGCAUAUGAGAUCAUCUCCUGCACAUCAUUCAUUCACUACGAGCUGUAUGUAAAAAGCCAUCUCCUCAAAAUGUGGAUGAGCUGCUGCCCAUUGCUUUAACCCGAGCUGUCAUGAGCCUCGGAUAAGUCCAUAGAUUUCAGUGAGCUGCUUGUGAGACAAAAGAUGUGCCAUCACCCACCUGUUACACUUUGACGGUCUUGUAGGAACGGGAGUCACAUUUGCAGGAGUUGCAUAUCGAGCUCAUUCGGGCGUUACUGGCACUUUUGCGCGUUUCCGCGUGAAGGUGUUGUACAUAGCUGCAUUGUGAACUACAUACUUUUGUAUUCCCCAUCUUAUUUGGAAGCACAGCACAUCCUCACUCUCUAUUUGUGCAUGUUCUUUGGAUCGCUCUUAUGUAUUAAGCCUGCCAUCGCAUAAUUUCAUUUUCGCAACAGUUUCUGAUCAACAUAUUGCACGUCCCACUGGCCCUCAAGCAUGUCAUAUAUUUUUUUAUCUCUUCAGCAUUGUCGCAGCUGUAUAAGCUUUAUCACAUGUCUGAGUGGCACCGAGUCUUUCUGAAACUUAACACAUUAUCCUACCAUGUGCAAUGCUGUUACAUGAGCAGAGAGUAUGAUCUUUUAAAACGAGCAAGUGUGUGUGCGUGUGUGAUGUGAUCUGUCUUUUUUUUUUCUUUUGGUGGCACUACGGCCAUCACACGUUGUUUCACUGUGAAUAUGUAUAUACCUGCUCAAGGACCCAUUGCAACCACAUUUGCGGGUGGCCUCAUGUGUCUACGAGGCAGAGGGGUUGUCACCACGUGGCGUCCUUGAUGAUGUUCAUUUGGUGACUGCAAGAUCGCCAGAGACACGAAAGAGCAGCAUCAGUUAUACGCCUCACAAGUCGGCACAAGUCGCAUCAACUGAAGUUGUCGUGUUUGGCGUCGGUAACUGUAGUAGCACGUGGCAACUGCUGCAAGCACAGCUCACCACAGAAGCAAGGGACUUCUCAUAGUGUUCUUGAGGCUGUGCUCUGCGGCUCGUGCAAGAAGCGGCAGCGAGCGUUGGAUGUUUGCCACGUCUUGACCUCAUCGUUCAUUUAUCAAUGCUGCUGUCUUUUCAACGACUGGGACUAGACCUUGUUAUCUGGUCACAAUGCCGUCACUUUGUUAACUUCCUGCUCCAUGCCUGUGGAGUGUGUGGCUAUCUGUCUCCUCAUUGGCAAGCUGAUGGACUUGAGUAUGCCACUUCAUCAUAUAUUUGUGUGGACUGUGAUGUUGCAGCCAUGCGCUUACGUUGACGAGACAGCAAUGCUUCGUGCAUUGAAGAACAUCCCUGCCCCAUCCCUCCAGCUGUUCCCCGGUGUCAGCUUUCUCGAUAGCUACCGAAAACUACUGGCAUUUUCAAAGUGUGACUUUGUGUUUGCGGGAACGAAGUGUCAUUGUAUGUGGCGACUUAGGGGUUACUUUUUUUUGGCUGUGAUGACAAAAUUUCUCUAGUGGCUACGGCAAAGAGAGCUGCAAGUAGCAGUGAUGAUACAUUGUGUUGUGACUGCAUUUUAUAGUUUAUAGUUCCACUUAUGUUGAAAGGAGUGGUUUGCUAUCAGUGUUUGUUUUUUUGUUUUGGUCGCACCUAUCCAUUCAUGCUACAUGUUUAAAGUCUCACUCUUGUGUGUGGUUGAGCACAUUUUGACACAGACCUUUGCCUUGUUUCUAGUGGCAAACAGGUGUACAAUGUGUGUCGUUAAAAAGGGGGCACAAAUGCCUCUGGGAGAAACAGUAGAGGUGAUGUGGGCGUCUUUCACACUGCGUUACCGCAAUUUCUCCCGCAAGAAGCGAAUGCUGCGACUACACAGGGUAGUCAAGUUCCUGACAUUUGAGAGCCUCUGCAGUAGCCAGUGUCAGUUGCAGCUCGUUUCUAGUGAAAUAAUGAAGAUAGAUUCCCAUGUUGUUUCAUAUCAUUAUCAAAAUGCUGUAAGAAACAAGUCACAUAAUUUCCAUUUCUUGAUCCAGGAAUUUGGCUUCUCACAAACACCGUGUACAUUGGCUAAAGAGCAGUGUUGGAUCAUUGAGAGCCAGUGCUUGUCAAUGUUGUAGCACUGCUACAUUGACGCAUACGUGCAGCAUCCUACACUGUUGCCCAUGCCAUCCAACGAAUUCGUAGGCUAACAGCAUGUCUUGCAUAUUGUAAAUGUGAUGUGCACGUCGUGUCAGCUGCAUUUCAUCCAAGCUGGCAUAGACGAAUGUGCAGUGGUCAGCACAUGCUCCGGCCACUGGACUUUAGGUGGCUUUGCGUUGCGAACAGUGUAACUUUUGACAUUGGUACCAGCCAACCUGUCAUGCAGUGGUAACAGUUUCACACUUCAUCAAAGUUGUGGGUAGGAGGUCGAAGCAGCAAAGUCCAAACCGGUAUGUCGCUGCUACCAUUUGCUUGAAACCAAAGUUCCUCACCAGAAUAACUAUCCCGCCAGUCCGUCCCUUAUCGGCAGACCUUCAUGUUAAACCCUGGGCUUGCUUUCAAGUACACGCUAAACAGGGUUCUUGUUUGUUUGAGAAAUGUGGUGCGUUUUUCUUAUUACAUCAACCGCCGGGGAACUACUUAAAAUUGGCUGUUGUCAAGACUGGCUGGCAUGUGUUGGAGGCUGCUUGUUGGUAACACAUCAGAAAAAAAAAAGGGGGGGAAAAAAAGAAAGAAAAGCCUGUCCAAGCAUAAUGCGUCCUUUGGAUGGCUUGAUGCGUCUGACCUUGAACAUCAAGACGUACGUCAGCUCCAACAUCUUGCAAGUCGUUUCCUUGCAAACUUAUUGAAAAGAAACACUUUGUCGGUAUGCUCAAAGCUUGGCAUGUCGUGCCCUCGUGGGUGAAGUGUUUCUAGCUAUUUCUAGUGAGGUAUGCACGGCAUGCAAAAAAACACUAAUGUUCUUGUGCAUCUAUAGUCAGCAUAGUACUGUACUGUUGAUCUUUAGUGGUUUCCAGAACGUUUGGAUAACUUGUGCAUUUUCUUUUCCUUCCAUUGUUGUUGCGUUAAUGUCACCGCCUUUUUUUUUUUUUUUUUUCAUUUGUAUCUUUGCAGUUUUGUCACUUUACUAACUUCGUUAAAAGACAUUGCACUUUUUCAUUCUUGCCACUGAGUUAGCCGUAGGGCUUUCUUCUCCAGAAGUGUGGCAGGCAAACUGUGGUCGAAUGACCCAGGAGUGCAAACCAGUAUUUUAAUUUUUUGGUAGCACCUGAAGUUUGGGUGCUCCCCUGUGAUUGGUCAAGGCUCCCAGUUACCACGUGUUCUCACAGACUGGCUAUUUCCUGCACCUUAAUUGGUAUGCAGAUUGUGGUAGCAGAUGCAGAGAUUUUUCUGCACAGCACUUUUCCUUUAGAAUUGCUUUCUCUUUUUUUUUAAGCUGGCACUCGUUUCCACAUAUCAGCACUGCACAAAUCGGAAAAAUAUUAAAUUUGUCAGUGCUCCCACACUUAGCAACUGUUGUGCCCGCGAUGCUUGCAGCUGAAAGCUUUAACACAUGCAGGAUUACCAUGAGCUCAAACAAACCUGCAAGAGCAUAUUAGCGGCAGCAAAAAGAGAUUGAGAUGGACUACAGAAUUAUCAAAAGGACAUCAUAGUGUUCAACUGCCAUCGGAGCUGGGAGCUUUGACCAAUACAGGGUCGCAAGCUAUCAUGGAGCCAUUGUGCUCCAGGGUUGUCAAGAUCAAGUAUCAUGUAGGACCGUGUAUCGAGUUAUGCGGUCAUGACAUGAUUGUGUGGCUCUUGUUAAAAAGUACAUAGGACACUGUCUAUAACUACGGCUGCUGUGAAAUACCGAUACGAAAGAUUUGUCAUGCAAACUGGGAACAAGUAGAAGACAGGGUAGGACGCCAUUAGUAUAAACAGAAUGGCACCCUAUCAUGCCUUCUACUUGUUUUUCCCUUGCACUCAGUUCGCACCACAAAUGUUUCAUUAAAGAACUGCUGUGCUCAUUGUCAAGAUGUCCAGAGCAUUAAGGAGCCAGUAGAUGCCCAGUAUGUGACCAGUAGUCCCAGACCAGUCUGACCUGUGUGCUUUUGACGAGGAGUUCACAUUUGGAGACGUUUCGCUUGCUGGUGACAUGCUGCCUGGGGGACCUCAUGGUCUACCGUAGCAUGUAACCACAGGAUGGGGAGGUGUUGUCCAACGUCACGUGCCACCGUGGCAACUUGGUAAUCCGGGAUCACAUGCAACAUUGGGCGUGUUUGUGGACUUUGUAUGUGUGUAGUGAAGUGAACAGGGAUCUCUAUUUGUGUUUUAAGGCUGUUGGAAGUCUGUUUUUCACGUUGAGCCCAGAAACUUUUCAACAGAAUUUCUCGGAUAGUAUCGGCAGCUGAAGUUUAAGCUUAUCUGCGCUGUAGUAGUUGCUUCAAUGCCCAUGAAAGUUCCCUCCCUCUUUGUAGCACCCUGUUUUCCACGGUGGCAUGUGGCCAUGCGGACACUGUGUUGUGAUGGCACGAGUUGUUUGCCAUCUCAAUGUGAGUGCAGGAAGUAGUGUAUAUGUGUUGUGCUGCUGUUGCCGACAGCUUGAUUUGGCACCCAACUUUGUCUGGGCUGAUCAGAGGUUAAAAAGUAUAAUAAAUCUAUUAGAGCCCUAUUGUGAACGUGGAGCAUGCAAGUGGAGCGAGAGCAGUGUCUAAUAGGACCAAACUGAGUUCGAAAAAAUUGCUUUUACUUGCCAAGCCUUACCUGGCAGUGGGCAGCGCUUGCCUUGGCUUCGGUACUGCUUUAAAACCCAAUUCAUGUGGCCUUGAAACACUCCAUCACAUCAUUCUGGCGGCACCGGUACCAGCCAUGAGAUGGCAUCAUCUUAUCACAACACACCGGUGACCACAGACCAUGCUGUUAACGUCAGCAGUGUGCCAUUUUCAAAGGGAAAAGUGGUGAAAAAAAAAUAGGUGAUGUGAGUGAGUGUUUGACGGCUGCAUGAAUCGAGCCUAAGCCAAGCUGCAGCCCCGUCUUGUUCUGUCAAGCCCUUGUGCCCUUGUCCAGCUAGGAGUUUAAUUGGGGAAAAAAAAUUCAUUGGGCUGACUCCCCAUCUGGUUGGGUCGCAACUUUUUGAGCUUCCGGAUCAACAAGUACAAAUCUUUGAAUGCAUGUGUGUUUGGGUACAUCAGUGUGUAUGCGGGUAUCUGUGUAUGUUUGUGCCUUUGCAAGCCCAGCAUUUUGAGAGAUUUUAAAGAAGCAAAACGUUUUGCAGUCCACUUGCAGAAUGUGGUUUAUGAACAAAGUGUACUGGUCAUUCAGCAUUUUCUCUAUACAUUUCUUGCAGCUGUAUCCUGUGGCGACUGGUUAGAGGUUGUUUGGCAAAGCUGUUCCCAGGAUCGAUUUAUACUUGGCACUAGAAAGCUGCAGUUGAGGUGGCAUUUCACAUUGCAGUGUUUUUCCUUGAAAUGAUUAGAUUUUUGCAACAGCUAUUCAAGUGAUUGCCACCAACUACAUUCUGGUAAUGCCAGACUGUUUCACGAACUGUUCACUUAGUCAUCGUGCGCAUAAAUGCUAAAACAAUGCAAGAAAAUCUAAUAAUACAGCUGCUGCUUGCAACAGUAUUUUGCACUCAUACGGACCUACUUUGGUCGAACCAGUGAGCACACUGUUUUUUGCACCGGUGAUUAAUCAGUUGCAGCCCAUAGCCAUUACAUUAAGAAGCAAGAAAAAUGCUUCACCAUUGUGUGCAGUUGCAUUGGUGAAAGAGGUUACUGCAACAAGCUGUAGCUGAAGUUCAGCUUAAAGACGAUUGGCACAGUGCAACCAGCUUAUUGGUUGUAUAGUGACGCAAGUUCGGUCAUUCAAGUGCAGCAAGCCAUUGUCACUUAUGAGCAUUUUACCCAACUGUUCUCGCCAGCUGGAAAAACAGAUUUUGAAACACUUUUUUGGAACAGCUUCCAAGCACAUGAGAGAAAAAAAAAAAGCAAAAUGCUAAAAAGAUAUGAUGCAAUUGUGAGCAUUUGGUAGAGCACUAAAUUUUUUUUUUUUUUAGUAAUUAGCUCCAGGAUAGUCAAUAGUUACGAUAAUGUUGCAAUGCUUCUUUUGCUAGUGUGUGUGUGUGUGUAUGUGUGUGUGUGUGAAUGUAUGCGUGUGCAAAUAAGACAAAAAUCUUUAAAAGGUUAUAGACAUUCUUUUUUAUCAUUAUUAUGUUGACAAAUGUAUAAUUAGUAAUCCUCAAGCUGUGGAUUAUUUUUUAUCGGUCAUAAGUUUAUUUGUGCUGCUGGUGCCAAUUCAGAUUACAAAUAUUCAAGGAAUUGCUUAUUACCCUGUCCACAAGUUCAGUGAUUUCCUAUGGUUGUUCAUUCAUGCUUUCCUGGUGUUUAAAUUUGUCUUUAUUUUACAUUCUUAUAAGUGAGUGAACGAGAAUCUGCAUUUGGCACUGUAAUCUGGGCUGUUGGAAAAAAUUCUAUUGGUAACUUAGAAACUGAAAGAAAAAGGAUGUUUUAUCCCGAUACUACAGAUAUUAUUGGUGAAAUAAAAAGGAGUAUUGGCAAAAUGG